AUGGCGGUCGGGUCGUCGGCGCCCGAGUUCUUCACGGACGCGCGCCGAGAGAGGCGCUACAUGGUCGACUUCAAUGAGAGCGAGGGCGAGUCGGCUUUCUUGGUUGUGAGAUCAACAAAGGGCGUCUGGUUCGACAACCCCCACGUGUUCCAUCGGAGCCUCGCAAAGGUGCCAAUCAGCUUUUGUUUCGCGGAGGGGGCCCAGGUUCAGACCGAGCUCGGGCCAACGGCUUCCGUCAAGGUCGGUGGCUACUUCGCUUCUAGUGCGGAGUAUGAGGAGUGGUAUCAGCGCCGCCGCGCGAGCCUGACGCUGCCGCCUUCGCUCGGAGCUGAGGCGUGCGGCGUCAUCAACGACGUCGUCGACACCACCUACUACCCGGGCCUGCCCACGCCGAUGGCGGCGGGGAAGAGCGGGCCCGCGUCGGCCCGCAGCGGCUCCGGACCGGGCUACGUGGACGGCGUCGAGGCUGCAGUCCGCCGGCUGGGCGAGAGCGUCAGCUACCAGGCUACGCCCGCCGACGGCAAGAAGUCGCCGUCGCCGGGAGUCCCCACCUCCGGCGGCAUUGCGCCCGUGGCGCCCAAGCCCCUUGGCGCGGUCGCGGGCGCGGGGCUGGCUGAGGCCGAGGCCGCCAAGGAGCGCGAGCACUGGGAGGGGCGGCUCAAGAAGGCGAAGGCCGCGCUCGAUCUCAUUGCCGAGCAACGGGAGAAGUGGGCGGACUUGCAGUCGCGGCGCUCGGGGAAGUGCCGGCGCAAGGCCAUGCGCUGCCGCAACAACCCCAAGUUUGGCAAGGCAAAGGGCAGGCGCAAGUCUGGCAAGGCAAAGGGCCGCGGCCGCCGCCCGAACUGGCGCCGCGAGCCGCAGACCACCCCGACGGCGGUGGCCUCGGCCUUCUCGUCUGCCGUCGCCUCGGCGUCCUCGGCCUUCUCAUCCGGCGUCGCCUCGGCUGCGUCCUCGGCCUUCUCGCCCGCCGUCGCCUCGAAGGCGUCCUCGCUCGUGAGCUGCUCGCCGCUUCUCAUGCCCGCCCUCGUGCUCAUCCUCCUCGCCAUCGCCUGCGGCGCCUCCUGGCCGACCGCGGCGAGCGGAAAGGGGGCGACGUGCUGUGCAGAAUACUUCAACAUGGCUGCUCGAAACCACUCUCUCUUCAGCAUUUUCCGGCAGCACUACAUGUCUUAUGGUUACGCUGGCAUCGAGGUGUGUGGGCCAUAUCCCUACAACAAUGAACGAGGUUCUCAGAAGCUGCUCAACUUGCUUCUUUUGCACGUGCCCAAUUUUCUCCGAUGGCUGCCCACCAUCGAGCGCAUGGAUCAGAUAGGCAGUGGAACCACAUUCUUGCUUAGCCAUGCAAGUGGCACAGCCCGUGUGUCUGGCACCCUCCUUCGCUACUUCAAGUUUGCAACGGAUCUGAAGGCACUAUUUGGUGAUCUAAAGGGUAAGCAUCUCAUCGAGAUCGGUGUCGGCUUUGGCGGGCAGGCAGCUGCGAUAGCUCAUGUUUUUCCAGAGCUGGGCUCGUACACUCUGCUCGAUCUGCCUGAACCGCUCCGCCUUGCUCAGACUUACCUUAAGCACGCAGGGCCAUCAACGCCCACAGACUUUUACUUCCUCAACGCAAACCCAUGCAACGAAUCCCUCACCGAUCAGCCAUGGAACUUUCAGCCGUCGAAGUAUGACCUUGUCUUCUCGACGCAUGCCUUUCAAGAACUUCCGAUGGCAGUGAAGCAGCUCUAUGGCGAUAAGGGAAAUGGUGAUGCAGUGCGACGCAACAUGUUGGUCUUCUCCGAUGUGAUGAACCUCUACCGGUUUACCCCUAAGUUCGAAAGAGAUCGCUUCGAAGCGAUAGUCGCUUGGGGGGUGAGCACCAGCGGUUACUAUCCAGGCACUGCUUUGGAUGCUGCGGUGCAGAAACUUACAGCAGCGUCAACGUACCACGAGAGGUACAAACAAGCGACCGCCGACUGAGGGUGCCGAAAAAUGCCUUCAGUGGCCACACCCUCCGCCUCAUCCUGGUGCCAAACCCUAGACCGGUGAAAGUCCGGCGCAAGCGCAGGUAAACGAGUGCGCGGCCCAGGCUACUAGAUCCAUGACGUGGAACGCCACGGUCCUGUGCUCAUUACCAGGAUGGCAUGUGCGCGCUCGGCGCGGGCUCGGAUGCGUGUACACGCGUCUGAGAACGCGUUGGCUCGCAAACGGGAUGCAACGGACGAUAAAUCGGUACUGUCCCAUGACUGUACCAUUGACGUGGAUGGGAGGGGCGGGGGGUUCGGCGCUGGAUCGGGAGCUUCGCUUCCGUGUUCGCGUCCAACCAAUGAAUCUUUGGGCGAUCGCCUUGAAGCGCGCCUGUGGCGGUAGCGCCCUCACUCGGGGAUCACGGG
This is a messenger RNA of Emiliania huxleyi CCMP1516, 2369 nucleotides long. RefSeq lists its product as hypothetical. The record is from RefSeq and is a predicted model, not a curated record. The transcript is spliced from 8 exons. The coding region runs from base 1 to 1956 and encodes 651 amino acids. NCBI's taxonomy places the organism in Eukaryota, Haptophyta, Isochrysidales, Noelaerhabdaceae.